Messenger RNA from Frieseomelitta varia, 1120 nucleotides. Its product is annotated as large neutral amino acids transporter small subunit 2-like. Gene Ontology annotation, molecular function: L-amino acid transmembrane transporter activity. Gene Ontology annotation, cellular component: membrane. Gene Ontology annotation, biological process: amino acid transmembrane transport. The annotation marks the transcript as partial. NCBI's taxonomy places the organism in Eukaryota, Metazoa, Arthropoda, Insecta, Hymenoptera, Apidae. The transcript is spliced from 7 exons. The record is from RefSeq and is a predicted model, not a curated record.
AUUUGGGAAACCACGAAAUGUGCUGUUAGAAGAGGCGCAUUAUUACCUAGAACAGGCCACUGGCGGUUGAUCGAUGAAUUUUAUUUAUAUUUCACAGGGCACACGCAGUAUUUCACGUUCGACGACACAAACACAGAAGUGACGUCGAUAGCACUCAGCUUUUAUUCGGGACUGUUCGCUUACAACGGCUGGAACUACUUGAAUUUUAUCAUUGAAGAGCUGAAGGAUCCCGUCAAGAAUUUGCCAAAGGCUAUUGGUAUCUCGUGCGUCUUGGUUACCAUUGUCUACGUUUUCGCGAACAUGGCAUUUUAUACGACCCUGAGUCCAGUGGAGGUGCUCGGUAGCGAAGCUGUGGCAGUUACGUUCGCAAACCGUUUAUUCGGCAUGUUCGCCUGGAUGAUCCCAGUGUUCGUCGCUCUUUCAACGUUCGGCGCUGUAAAUGGAAUUCUUCUGACAUCCUCCAGAUUGUUCUACGCUGGCGCCUGCGAGGGACAAAUGCCUGAAAUAUUGACGAUGAUUCAAAUUUCGAGGCUCACCCCUACGCCGGCUGUUCUUUGCAUGACCCUGCUGUCCAUGUUGUACCUUUGUUCUUCCGACAUCUUCGCCCUCAUCAACUACGUUGGCUUCGCUACUUGGUUGAGCAUAGGCGUGUCUGUCCUGUGUCUACCGUGGCUCAGAUGGACGCAGCCAAAAUUGUCCAGGCCCAUCAAGGUGAACCUCUUCUUCCCCGUAAUAUAUAUCCUCGCCACCCUCUUUGUAACCAUCGUGCCCAUGUACGCCAGUCCUAAGGAAACAGGAUAUGGUUGCCUGAUGAUCUUCACCUCCGUACCUGUGUAUUUCGUGUUUAUCUCGUGGAAAAGCAAGCCCAAGUGCUUCCAGAAAGCAGUCGGCGCCGUUACCAAAACAUUGCAGAAGAUGAUGGUAGUCGUCGGACCAAAGACUAAGGUUUCAGAGAAGAGAAUGAUACACUUUCCACAUAAUUUUACUCUCUUUCAUGUCACGCAUGCUUAGCAUCCGUUGAUUUCUAUCAUCGGACCCGGUCCAAGCUCGUUGCUUUUCGAUUAUCCCGUGCAUGCUCGUCGGUUUUUCACAAAAGAGUCUCGACACUUCGUGAGCACCG